AUGAAUACGAUUGAGAGUCUCUAUGGAGAUGUUCUUGGAACUGUCGAAAAAGAUCUUACCCAAGCGAUGAGCUUUGCUGCGGCUCAUAUUGCAGCGGAGGAUGAUGAUGAGGUGCCGGCAUAUACGGAGAACGACGUGAAGCAGAUCACAGCCAAACUCGCAAGAACACACGUAAUUUCCAUUCUAAAGAGUCAGUUGGUUAGAGACAAUUGGAUCAAAGCGUUCACCCCUCCAGAACUGGGGAUAAGUCCUGACCAAGAUGCCGACAUCGCAAAUGAAGCUACGCAUGUCUAUCUCAAGCGUAUGUCAGAUCUUUCAAGGAUUCACAUGGAUAGAACAAUUCUCGGGAGCAAGGCGACGGUUGUUUGGGAUGAUUACGGAGCCAGGAUGAUAGUUCUGACCGGGGGUCUUUGGCAGCCGAACAGAAGUCGUCAUGAUCAGGAUCAUAUCGAUCACGAUGUGGCUGAUGCUCCGCCUGAGCUAGUACUGGAAGACACAGCAAGGCAGUCUUGGGCCGCUAUGAAUAAUCAUGGGACAGUUGUGCUUGAAGAUGCCAACGGCGCACUGUUCAAUUUUGAUUUUGAUUGGAGGCACGAUAUAUUCUUGCUCUCGUUCCCGUCGGAAUCACUCCCCUCGUCGUCGUCAGGACCGAAAUCGCAGUACAAGCGGAUCGCCAACCCGUCGCAGGUGCUGGCGCAUUUGCAAAACCAGAAGAAGGCCAAGUUGGCGGCGUUGCCGGAGGAUAAGAGGAAGGAGGCGGAGGAGAGGAAGAGGUGGGCGAAAUCGGAGGAGAGGGCUAGUGGGGGAAAGGAUGCGGACCGGGAGAAGGCUUUGAAGAAUGCCGUCAAGAGGAAGGAGAAAGGCAAGGCGAAGAGCGGGAAGGAAUGGUCUGAGCGUAAGAGAGAACUCCAAAAAUCAUCCGAAAUCGCCAUCAAGAAGCGAAACGACAAUCUUUCCAAACGUCUUGAGGAUAAACGCAACAAGCGGGCUGAUGGAUCUGCCGACAAGAAGAAGGGAGGGAGUGGGGGGAAGAAGGGGGGGAGUGGGGGAGGGAAGGGGGGAGAGUGGUGGUGGAGGAGGGAAGGGGAAGGGGGGGAGACCUGGGUUUGA
Molecule: messenger RNA, 1110 nt
Organism: Cryptococcus wingfieldii CBS 7118
Lineage: Eukaryota; Fungi; Basidiomycota; Tremellomycetes; Tremellales; Cryptococcaceae
Exons: 3
Coding region: 1-1110 (369 amino acids)
Biological process (GO): ribosomal large subunit biogenesis; ribosomal small subunit biogenesis
Cellular component (GO): nucleolus
Molecular function (GO): RNA binding; DNA binding
Source: RefSeq, a predicted model, not a curated record